This is a messenger RNA of Caenorhabditis angaria, 1690 nucleotides long. Lineage: Eukaryota; Metazoa; Nematoda; Chromadorea; Rhabditida; Rhabditidae. The record is from the annotation of a GenBank genome assembly.
AUGGCUUCUCGUGUCAAUAUCUGCCAAGUGAACAUUUUGAACAAUCCAGCCGAGUUCACUUCCAAAUUCAACUUGGAAAUCACUUUCGAAGUUUUUGAAUAUCUCCCAAAAGAUCUCGAAUGGGAGUUGGUUUAUGUUGGAUCGGGAACUUCCAGUGAAUACGAUCAAGUCUUGGAUUCAGCCCUCGUUGGCCCAGUUCCAGAAGGUCGUCACAAGUUUGUCUUCGACGCGCCGUGCCCAAAUGUUGCGAAAAUUCCAACUGAAGAUAUUGUUGGUGUCAGUGUUUUGUUGCUUCGCUGCAAAUACAAUGAGCAAGAGUUUAUCAAUUUGGGAUGGUUCGUUUCGAAUGAAUAUGUUGAUGAGGAAUUGAAGGAGAAUCCACCAGCGCAGCCAUUGGUUGAUAAGGUAUUUUUUUAUAUUUUUGUGCUCACAAGGGAAGUACAACUUUUGAUGAAACAUAUCGAAAUAUACCAAAUCGACCAUGCUGAUCACGAAUCCGAAGUCAAAAAUUGCUACAAACGCCUGUGAGCACUUUUCUGGAGCUCGAAAGUUAGUUCGCCCAUUUUCACCUUGUUCCUCGGUGGAAAAUCAAUUAUUAUAACUUGGAUAAGAUUGUUCACCACAUUCGAAAACCUGUCAGCAUUUUAGUUUUUCAAAAAUUAUGAAAAACCAGCUGAAAACUGUAAUUUUUAAGAAUAUCCUGAAAAUACACACGUUUUUCAAAGUUUUUUGAGGAUUUUCUUAAAAAUUACAAUUUUCAUUUGAUUUUUUUCGAAAAACUAAAAAGCUGAUAGGUUUUCGAAUGUGGUGAACAACCUUAUUCAAAUUAUAAAAAUUGAUUUUCCACCCAGGAACAAGGAGAAAAUGGACGAACCAACUUUGGAGCUCCAUAAAAGUGCUCACAGGCAUUUGUGGCAAUUUUUGACUUCGGAAUCGUGAUCAGCACGGUCGAUUUGGUAUAUUUCGAUAUGUUUCAUCAAAAUUUCAACACCUGACCUUAUGCACUUCCUUUUUGAAUAAUUUUGCAACCCUGGCACAAUUUCCAAGCUCAGUUUUUUUGAGAAAGUGUACCAGGAUUGCAAAAUUUAGGCUUCUAUCUAAAAAUGCAACUUCAGAAAUUUUAUGCCUAAAUUGUCCUAGAUAAAACUAGUCAGAAAAUUCGGAAUAGAAAUAAUAUAAUUUAUUAUUUCAGCUCAUUCGCAAAGUCGAAAUCGAUGAUCUUCGUGUCACAACUCAUUCAAUCAAAUGGACUGAAGAAGAAGCAGCGACCGAAUUUCCAGAAGCCAAUGAAAGCGAGCGCGUUUUUGUUGAAGAGGAAUUGAUGCCAAUGAAUGAUGAAGAAGUUGAUGACGAAGAGGAGGAUGAUGAUGUUGGUUUUUCUUACUUGAAACCUAAACCUUUCCAAAUUUUGUUUCCAGGAAGAGGAAGGAGAUGCGAAUGCUGAAGUCGAUUUAGCUUUCGAAGAAGUCAAUGAGCGUGUUUCGAACGCGUUGAAUAGUUUGGAUGGAAAGGUUGUUGAGAACACUGAAGCUGCUGGAGAUAAUGAUGUUGCGAUGGGUUAGUUUUGGGGGCACGUAGAUGUGGGGGUAGAUGUUGUUAGUGGUGUGUUAUAGAAGACGAUAGCGGAGAAGGAGAAUCGAUUCAGAUCAAUAACGACAAAAAUUGCUUCAUCCGAUCCAUUUGGCGAUAA